Messenger RNA from Spea bombifrons (plains spadefoot toad), 1307 nucleotides. RefSeq names its product CD74 molecule (gene CD74). Gene Ontology annotation, cellular component: membrane. Bases 217 to 1089 code for a protein of 290 amino acids. The record is from RefSeq and is a predicted model, not a curated record. The transcript is spliced from 9 exons. Lineage: Eukaryota; Metazoa; Chordata; Amphibia; Anura; Pelobatidae. Gene Ontology annotation, molecular function: MHC class II protein binding; macrophage migration inhibitory factor binding. Gene Ontology annotation, biological process: intracellular protein transport; immune response; antigen processing and presentation.
GGUAUUUCCAAUUUCUGCAUUGUAUUUUUAUCACUUUCACUUCCCAUCGGGGUUUGAUUGGUCUUUAUCAGAGCUGCAAGCUGACUUUUUAUAUCUUUGUUCCUUUUGAUUUAGAUUCAGAGCAGAAGCAACAGAGCAAGAGACUGACUGGAACAAUCACCGCAGGUGUACAAAGAGCAGAGAAAAAAAAAGAAAAGAAAAUCCUAAAACCAAACAAUGGCUGAAGAAUCUCAACAUUUGGUUGGGGAACAAAGUUCGAUCAACACGGAAAGCCUGAUGCCACGCACAAUAACCUGCAGCAAGAGAAGCCUGAUUUCCGCUCUGUCUGUCUUUGUGGGGCUGCUGUUUGUGGGACAGGCUGUCACGGUCUACUUCCUUGUCCAGCAUCAAUCCAACAUCAAUGAUCUUCAUACCACUACUGUAGACCUGAAGCUGCAGAACUUGAUCAAGAAGCUUCCUGGAUCACCAUCUCAUUCUGUACCUAAGCAGAAAAUGAGAAUGGCUACUAUCGACAUACCUUUGAUGGUUAUGGAUGGGAAUCAGCCCCCACGAAAGAGCACAAAUGAACUGAAGGGAAUUGCUGAGUCCAGCAAUAAGGUGGAAGAUGCGGUCCACUAUAUACUUAGGAAGGGUGGACCGACCCGGUUCUUCCCAUCAUUUAACGGCACUGUCCUUGAGAACCUGAGAGAGCUGAAGAAGACACUGACUGAUGUCGAAUGGAUGAUCUUUGAUCAGUGGAUGCAGCAGUGGUUUCUGUUUUACCUGGUACAGAACAAAAAGACUCCUGAUGCUAACCUUCCCACCAAUAGAGCCUUUUCUACAGAAGCCCCAGUGAUGUCUCGGUGCCAGCUUCAAGCAAGAUCUCACCACAUGCCUGGUGGAUUUAAGCCUGAAUGUGAUGAAAAUGGUGAUUUCAUGCCCGUGCAGUGUUGGAGAAGCACUGGUUACUGUUGGUGUGUCUAUAAGAAUGGAACCGAGAUCCCAGAAACAAAGACUCGGGGCAAGCUUGAUUGCUCUAGCAUCCUUGACCUAUAUGAUUCUGCCACAGGCUCUGCAGACACUGACUAUUCAUUUAGUCCAUUCGACUGAGUCUUAAGAGGACCAUUACCCGAUGAGUGAUCUACAGCAUAUUAUAGGAAACAGCCAAGCAAUCUAAACCAGAUCAUCUUAUUCUGAUCUCUUCAUUAACUGAUGUUUGCAGCAACCUCUUGCUUCUGAAUAGGUUUAAAAUAAGUGUGGUUUUUCUAGUUAGCAUUCACAUUGCAACGACAUCAAGCUUGAUAAAUAAAGCUGUGACCUGUGUUAUA